CACACCCAACACGCCCCUACCCUCCUCCAGCCGCCAGUUUCUCCUUUGUCCACGGCGUGGCGAGCGUGCUCGAAUGGAACAGCUUUCUCCUCCAGAAUCUCCCAAAUCAAGCGAAACUCUAAUGAAUGACGGAGAAACGGCUCGUGAUGCGGCCGAGUGUCUUAUAAACAUGAGCAAAUGGAUGCCUCCCUCUCCCCACUCUCCGUCGACUGGCGGAGAUGUUUCAUACGAACGAGAGCGGCACAGUCCGCCAGAAGCUGCACGACAGGGUGUGUCGUCUUUCGUCACGUGCACGGGAUCGCCACGUGUGAGUAGCGCUUCGGUUCACUACAUGCCGGCGGUAUCGACACAAGGGAUGUCAGCUGCAGCAUCUAACAUCUUGUUGCCGUUCUUCGCUGGCACUCCUGUUAUCUCACAUCCGGGACUCAUUCCCGUGACCCAGAUGAUGUUGCCACACUCCCUCGUGACCUUUGCUCCUCUGACUACUGCCGUCGACGCGAUACAGCCAGCAAUCUUACAACAAGAAGAGAAGAAACCGAGAGAGAGAUCACAUCGAUGUCCAUACGACAACUGCGAUAAGACAUACUUCAAGAGCUCACACUUAAAAGCACAUGUUCGAACCCACACAGGUGAAAGGCCAUAUGUGUGUGAAUGGGAGGGAUGUGACAAAACGUUUGCUCGAUCGGACGAACUUGCUCGGCACAAGCGAACUCACACCGGCGAGAAACGAUUUGGAUGCCCACUCUGUGGCAGGCAGUUCAUGCGGAGUGAUCAUCUUACUAAGCACGCGAGACGUCACAUGGUCGUGAAGAAGAUGCCUGCAUGGAAACUCGAGGUGCAGAGACUCUCGCAGAUGGCAAAGUUGCAGACCGAGGAGCCAUCAGCAGCAGACAUUGCGGCUUCAUAGAUUUACAAUGAACUUGUGUCCAUAUUUGCAGUACACUGUUGUCUACAUAAGAGUUCUGUCUUAGUUCAGUUUGAUAUGCAUUUGUUAGGAGUCGACGCUAAUUUUAAAUAAAUUUUGGCUGCUUUAAAGUUUUUGGUUUAAAAGAUUUCUGGAGUGGUGCUGGCUACCAUGUUGUUGUAGAGAUUUUUUGGAAAUAGAUUGAUAUGAUGGUG
Molecule: messenger RNA, 1119 nt
Organism: Corticium candelabrum
Lineage: Eukaryota; Metazoa; Porifera; Homoscleromorpha; Homosclerophorida; Plakinidae
Product: Krueppel-like factor 16
Exons: 4
Coding region: 74-907 (277 amino acids)
Biological process (GO): regulation of transcription by RNA polymerase II
Molecular function (GO): RNA polymerase II cis-regulatory region sequence-specific DNA binding; DNA-binding transcription factor activity, RNA polymerase II-specific
Source: RefSeq, a predicted model, not a curated record